This is a messenger RNA of Cuscuta epithymum, 1435 nucleotides long. NCBI's taxonomy places the organism in Eukaryota, Viridiplantae, Streptophyta, Magnoliopsida, Solanales, Convolvulaceae. The record is from the annotation of a GenBank genome assembly.
CUGAAAUCAAAAUUAGGCCGUCUUCAACCAGACUACUCCGUAUAAGAAAUUGCCAGCCUUGCAGCCCGUGUUGUACCGGAUACACUCCACUCCGGUUGCCACUGUUUCAGAUAAUCAGAUUUUGAGUGUCGCUUGAUAUCAGCCCCGUAGUGUCUACGGUAUAAUCCAAAUAUAGGAAAAUGGGAUCUCCUUUUGGUCAUCGCCACUCUCGCCAUGGCUGCGAAGAUGAUCCGCCGCCAACGGGUCUCAGCUAUGUCCACCACACCUCUCACGUAGGCGGUCGUGAGCCACACCCACCACCUUUCGGAUAUCCAACUCCACCAGAAGUUGGAUACGUCCAACAUCCUGAACCGCAUAACCGGCCUUCUCCGCCUCCUCCAUCCGUGCACCACCCUGAACCUGAACCGUAUGGCCGGCCUUACCCGCCUCCACCAGCCGUCUACCACCCUGAACCCCACGGAGGUACUUAUCCUCCACCGCCAGCUAUCCACCAGAAUGAACCCUACGGUGCUCAUCAUCCAUCGCCAGCUGUCCACCAUGUCUCUCACGAAAGCUAUCAGCAUGGAUUUCAGUCCAAUACACCUGAUGUUGUGUACAAGCAAUCGCAUCCGCACCUCCCGGAGAUCAGUAAUCGGCCUACUGUUCGUGUUUUCUGCAAAGCCGGAACUAAUCACUCGCUCUCAAUCCGCAAUGGGAAGGUCAUUCUGGCCCCUACAGAUCUAUCUGAUGAAUAUCAACACUGGAUCAAAGAUGAGAAGCUGAGCACAAAAGUUAAGGAUGAAGAGGGACUCCCCAGCUUUGCUCUGGUGAAUAAAGUUACAGGGGAAGCUAUCAAGCAUUCUAUUGGUGCCACUCAGCCGGUGCAGCUCACCCCUUACAAUCCUAGUCAUCUUGAUGAAUCAAUCUUGUGGACGGAGAGCAAGGACACAGGGGAUGGGUAUAAAGCAAUCAGAAUGGUUAAUAACAUUCGCCUCAAUAUGGAUGCAUUCCAUGGGGAUGAAGACCACGGGGGUGUCCAUGACGGGACUACCAUUGUUCUCUGGGAAUGGACAAAAGGAAAAAACCAAAAAUGGAAAAUCAUCCCCUAUUAAACUGACUACAUAUUGCAACUAUCAAGUAUCAAGGCAAGCUGCAUGUAUCCUGUUAACUGUAUUUGCAUGACCUUUAAUCCUCGGUGAUUAUAUUAAUGAAGCGAUGCAUUGUUUGUACUCUGUAGUCUGUACAAGUAAUGUAAAUUUGUACACUGCCAAUUUCAUACUUACCAGUUACCAAGUUACCUUUAAUCCUUGGUGAAUAUAUUAAUUAAGUGAUGCAUUGUUUGUAUGAGUAAUAAAUAAUUGUUACCAGACAAUUGCAUAGUUUAUUACGGUAUGUGUAACGAAUAUCAUACAUCAUGACUUCAUGAGUUUGUAUCUAUUCAUCUUUUCAGCUUCUC